AUGAGUAGCUGGCUCACCAGAACAUCUCUCAUACUCUCGACCAUUUAUUUCCUACAUUCAACGGAAUCAGACACACAUCCUCGAGACAAACCACCCAACCACCAUUAUGAAGUGCUCUACCUUUCUCGCCGCCAUUGCAGUGUCAUUUGCCUCAGCGUCGGCUUUGAGAGUGUCGCAUCGAGAGAACCAGCUGGUGAAACGAGCACCGGCCGACGUCCUUUGCUGGCCCGCUUGCGACAGCGAAGGCAAUAA
Pleurotus ostreatus (oyster mushroom) is the source of this 252-nucleotide messenger RNA. RefSeq lists its product as uncharacterized. The record is from RefSeq and is a predicted model, not a curated record. The transcript has 3 exons. Lineage: Eukaryota; Fungi; Basidiomycota; Agaricomycetes; Agaricales; Pleurotaceae. Bases 1 to 252 code for a protein of 83 amino acids.